AUGAGUACACACUCGGACGUUCCAGGCCUUAUACUUGAGCAGGCACAGGAGUCAGAUGCCCAGCGCAUUGUUGACAUUCAUUUCAAGGCAUUUAGCUCUAAUCGCAUGCUUCUAGCCCAGUUUCCAACGGCAACUGCUCAGGAUGGACUGAAAACGUUCCUGAUUGACCUGAUAAUACAGGAGAUCCGGGACCCGGGCUAUGCUGUAUUCGUCGUCCGGGAUGUUCAGGGCUGUCUUGUCAGUUUUGCACGGUGGUGUCUUCCAAGGUAUACCCCUGGCCCGCACAGAGAGGCACCGUUGCAAUUACCAGAGGGCACAGAUAUGGAGGUUCUGAAUGCAUGGAGCGCGAGGGUCCUGGAUGUGACACGGAAAGCUAUCGGAGAUACGCCGCAUUAUCAUAUGACCUUCAUUGCUACCGACCCGAAGUACGAACGUCGUGGUGCGGCGACUUUACUCGUGAGACAGGCUCUUGCGCAAUGCACUAAGGAAAGGGUACCUCUAAUCCUCGAGGGUACAUUGAAUGCUAUCCCAUUUUAUAUGAGGCUCGGGCUUGUUGACGAAGGGAGUAUAUCAAUGGAUCUAGAAGGUAUUGAAUCUAAACAUGGGUCAAGCUUGUACGAGGAGCGACUCUUUGUCUUCAGGUCAUACCCUGUGGUGAAUUAA
Messenger RNA from Trichophyton benhamiae CBS 112371, 663 nucleotides. RefSeq names its product GNAT family acetyltransferase, putative. Lineage: Eukaryota; Fungi; Ascomycota; Eurotiomycetes; Onygenales; Arthrodermataceae. Gene Ontology annotation, molecular function: acyltransferase activity, transferring groups other than amino-acyl groups. The coding region runs from base 1 to 663 and encodes 220 amino acids. The record is from RefSeq and is a predicted model, not a curated record. The transcript is spliced from 2 exons.